AUGCUUCGCUUCGCCGGUGGUCGCACUAUGAGAAGGUACUCUACAAGGCAUGCACUCGAGCAUUUGAAAGAGGGCGCUCCCCUGAAAGGGCUGUUCUCUGUUGAUGGAUUACAGAAGGUCUGGUUUGAUAGGGUGAAGCACCUCGACAUGAAGUUGAACAACAGUACGGACGAGGCGCAACAAAAACCCUUGGAAUCCCUCAUGCAAGAGAACUCGAAAUCAGCUUCCAAGAAACACAUCGUAAACUACGCAUCGUCAUUAUACAACUUGAGAUUCAGCAUGUCCUCACUGCAAGGAUGCGCCAGACCCCCCCCAGAGGAAUGCCCCAGGAUGGGUCCAGAAGCGUUACUUCAAACCCCAGACUUUAAUAGAGCGAUUAGCAACGAGCCAUUGACUACCGGGAACGAACGCUUGCAAGAGGCCCUUGUCUCCUCAUUUGGUUCUCUAAUGGAGUUCAGAGCACUACUACUGAACUCGAAUCUGGCCAUAUCAGGAGACGGGUUUACAUGGUUAGUCGCAAGACGACAACUUGAUAAACGCACCAACCACAACGAUAUGUCGAAUGGGGACAUUGAAUAUGAUAAACUAUUUAUUCUGAACACUUAUAAUGCCGGGACCCCCUUUAACGUUUCUACUUCUGGCAUAAUGAAUGAACUCAACAACCAAUACACGAACUUAGAAAAACAUCGAGCCAAAGAGGAGGGGAAACUUAAUGAUGCUGAAGCGGCGUCUAAACACGCCAAGACCAAGUUCAUUUAUGAAACUCAGCAGAAAGGAUUUUCUGGAAAAGAGGUUUCAUACAUCCCGUUAUUAGCCAUUGAUGCGUCGCCUAAGGCGUGGUUGCCUGAUUAUGGUGUAUUCGGUAAACGGGAAUAUCUUGAAAGGGUAUGGGACUCUUUAGAAUGGAGAAUUGUAGAAUCAAGGUUACCUCAACGUACUAAAAUCCAAGCAUUCAGCACUUUAUGA
This is a messenger RNA of Saccharomyces eubayanus, 966 nucleotides long. RefSeq names its product mitochondrial 37S ribosomal protein mS43 (gene MRP1). Lineage: Eukaryota; Fungi; Ascomycota; Saccharomycetes; Saccharomycetales; Saccharomycetaceae. The transcript has a single exon. Bases 1 to 966 code for a protein of 321 amino acids. The record is from RefSeq and is a predicted model, not a curated record.